Hevea brasiliensis (rubber tree) is the source of this 1263-nucleotide messenger RNA. RefSeq lists its product as uncharacterized. Bases 1 to 1263 code for a protein of 420 amino acids. The record is from RefSeq and is a predicted model, not a curated record. The transcript is spliced from 2 exons. Lineage: Eukaryota; Viridiplantae; Streptophyta; Magnoliopsida; Malpighiales; Euphorbiaceae. Gene Ontology annotation, biological process: defense response to fungus.
AUGUUUUUAGUGGAUGUAGCUGUGGAAGCGGUAUUAGGAAAGUUGCUAACUGCUGUGACGGAAGUGAAGUUGAAAUCAGAAAAGUAUGAAGAAAUCCUGCAACGUGUCGAAACCAGGAUUAGCUUGAUAAAGCCAAGUUAUCAAAGGAUCCAAGAGCUAAACAACGACAUAGCUGGGGGAAAUACUGAAAUAAAGAAAUUGUGGAAGCAAAUACAGGAUGGGGAGCAGCUUGUUCGUAAAUGCUCAUCAGAAAAAAAAUGUUGCAGUUGCUUCAGUAAGCCUCGUAAUUAUAUGAAUGAUCUCAUCGACUUGGAUAACUCGCUUAGCAGGUUCUAUGAGAUUGCUAUGAUUGAGACUAUAAUAGGGGUGAAAAAAAAUCAAGAACAUGUGAAAGACAUCCAAAAAGAGGUGACAGACAUCCAAAACCAGGUGAAAGAUAUCCAAAAUAAGGUGAAAGCCAUCGAAAACAUCAGUGACAACGUCAAAGAAAUUGAGAAAAAGGUGAAAGACAUCCAAAACAUCGGUGACCAGGUCAAAGAAAUUGAAGGAAAGGUGAAAGAGAUCGAGGGCAAGGUGAAAGACACUUCUGAAGAUGUCAAAGACAUUAAGGACAAGUUGAAGGGCAUCCAAAUCGACGUCAAAGAAAUUUGUGGCCAUAUAUCCAGCCUUUUGCGCUCGCCAAAUAAGGGAACAUAUAAACCCCAGCUGCCUGUUUCCCCAUAUUCAAAAUCUCCAAUAGCAGAAGAGAAUAGCAUUUCAUCUUCGCGUCCAAGCAUUCUUGAUCCGCCAGAGGUAAGAGACAACCACAAGCAGAGGUUACGCCCUGAUGAUAAUAAGAAGGUUGAACCAUUGAAUCCGUCAAAGAAUGUUGACACAGUGAUUACAACUUCACAUCCGUUGGUGCCUCCUGAUUCACUGAAGGUAAAAGAUAUUUAUGACGAGGUGAAAGACACUGGUAAAAAGCUUGAGCCCAUAAAUCCAAUUAAGAAGACAGAUAACAUGUCUACAGCGUCCAUAUCCUUGUCUCCACAUGUACCUCUAGAACCACAAAGUGUCAAAGAUAUUGAUAAUGCAGAGGUGACCAUGAAAGAGGCUCGGAAAAAACCUGAGCCCUUAAAUGCAACCAAGAAGAAGUACACAGUAUCUGCAUCUUUGCCCCCAAACCUGCCUGGUGAGCCAAUGAAGGUCAGAGAUAUUCCAAAAGCACAGGAUCACGUUAAGGAAAAAAUACCAAUCGAGAAAGAUGAGAAUGUUGAGGACUAA